Adineta steineri is the source of this 2097-nucleotide messenger RNA. The record is from the annotation of a GenBank genome assembly. Lineage: Eukaryota; Metazoa; Rotifera; Eurotatoria; Adinetida; Adinetidae.
AUGGACACGAAACAUUCCAAACAGAACUUUAAUUCCUCUCAUGGAGUAACCGUGUCUUACGUUCGUCAACCACGACAACGUAUAACUGAAAAUUACCUUCUCCUGUGGGUAGACAAGGGCAUUGAUCAAGCAAACGAAGGUUAUGAAACCACAUUAAAACAAAUACGGACUAUUACUGGUGAUGUCAAUGCUUUUACGCAACGAGAUGCAUGCAUUGACUUUCUUACAGAUGCUCAAGAAGACACUAAGUAUUUUCUCGUUGUCAGGGAUACUAUGUCUCAACAAAUAAUGCUUCUUAUCAAUGAUAUUCCUCAGCUGGAUAGUGUCUAUAUCUUCAAUGAUAUUGAAACUCUACAUGACCAAUGCGCAAAAAAAUGCGACAAAAUCAAGAGCAUUCAUACCAACAUCGAUGAUCUAUGCAAAGCAUUACAAAUCGAUAUCAAGCAAUUCAAUCAAGACUCAAUAGCCAUGAGUUUUAACACAGAUAUUCUCCUUGAUAUGCAACAUGGUGAACAGGCCAUUGAAGACUUUAUAACUUACUGUCGAGAUCAUGACUGCUUCUCGUCAACCAAUAUUAACCGUUUCGAGAAACAAUACAAUGCUCAAACAGUCAUUUGGUGGUAUACUUUCCCAUCGAAUAUCUAUUCUAUGCUCAAUUAUGCUCUUCGGACACUGGACGCUGAUGCAAUUAUUACUAUGGGAUUUUUUAUGUGCCAUCUGCAUCAACAAAUUCAGCAGCUGUAUGAACAACAGCUCAGUACCUACGAUGAAGAAACGUUUAUAGUUUAUAGAGGACAAGGUUUAAUGAAAUCAGAUUUCGAGAAACUUCAAAAAACAAACGGUGGACUUAUGUCGUUUAACAAUUUUUUGUCUACCAGUACAGAUAAAGAAGUGUCCCUCGAAUUUGCUCAAUGUGCUUCGACAAAACCGGAUACGAUAGGCAUUCUUUUUAUAAUGUCCAUUGAUCCGUGUAUUAAAUCAACACCAUUUGCCUCCAUCAAAGAGAAAAGUUAUUUUAAGGAAGAAAAUGAGAUUCUCUUCUCAAUGCAUACAGUCUUUCGAGUGGUUGCAAUUAAACAAAUGGAUAAUAAGAAUCAACUUUAUCAAGUUGAAUUACAAUUAACGUCGGAUGACGACCAACAACUACGAUUACUUACCGAUCGAAUACGAAAAGAAGGUGGUCGUGGUACUGGGUGGCACAGACUGGGGACAUUAUUGCUUAGAAUUGGUCAAUUUAAUGAAGCUGAAGAACUUUAUAACGUAUUGCUCGAACAGACAUCUGAUGAGGGUGAAAAAGCGCUUUAUUAUAAUCAGGUUGGAUUUGUACAUUCGACACAAAGUGAUUAUAAAAAGGCAAUUUGGUAUUACGAGCAAGGCCUUAAAAUUCGAGAAAAAACUCUUCCUUCAAAUCAUCUUGCAUUGGCUAUUUCAUACAACAACUUCGGUGGUGUGUAUGAGCGCAUGGCAGAGUACUCGAAAGCACUUUCAUAUUAUGAAAAAGCACUUGAAAUUGAUCAAAAAACUCUUCCUUCAAAUCAUCCUUCAUUGGCUACUUCAUACAGCAACAUUGGUACUGUGUAUAACAGCAUGGUAGAGUACGCGAAAGCACUUUUAUAUUUCGAAAAAGCACUUGAAAUUAAACAAAAAACUCUUCCUUCGAAUCAUCCUGAUUUGGCUACUUUAUACAACAACAUCGGUUUGGUGUAUGAGAAUAUGAGGGAGUACUCAAAAGCACUUUCUUCUCACGAAAAAUCACUUGAAAUCUGUCAAAAAACUCUUCCUUCGAAUCAUCCUCAUUUGGCUUCUUCAUACAACAACAUCGGUAGUCUGUAUGGCAGCAUGGGAGAGUACUUGAAAGCACUUUCAUGCUACGAAAAAGCACUUGAACUUCGACAACAGAUUUUUCCUUCAAAUCAUCCUAGUUUGGCUGCUUCAUACAACAACAUCGGUUUUGUGUACGAAAAUAUGAAAGACUACUCGAAAGCGCUAUCAUAUUUUGAACGGGCUCUGGACCUAUGGCAACGUGCUUUACCUCCAACUCAUCGUUAUAUAAAAAGUGUGAAAGAGAGGAUUGCGAUUUUAAGAAAGAAAUUAUAA